ACGAGCGCUGAAGGCUUGCACAAGUUCUGGAGGGGCCUUCGGCACAAGCAAGCGUUGUCACCGUUAUCCAGGCCUUAUGCUACCACGUCGCAAGAAACUAACGCGGGUGGGUUCGCGCGCUCCCUCGCGUUCGAUUCGCCAUCAUGAGCGCAGUGAACGCGAACAUCUCGAACGCCGUCAAAGACGCCCCCGAUGAGGCUGCCCUGGUCGCCGACCUCCUCGAACGCAUUGAUACCGAUGUACCCGAGGCGCAGGACGACCCCCUGGCGGCGAAGGUGGCCCAAAUGUCCGCGGCAAACCGAGGUCGUACUAACGACCAGGAAUUCAAAGUUGGCGACAUGGCCCUGCUCUCGACUUUCCGCCGUCGCCAGGCGUACAUACGACGCGUCGACAAUCGUGUCGCCAAGUCCGUUGUGCGUUACGAUGGUUCCUACGAAGUCCUGCCAACCUUCCGCCUACACACUCGAACUUAAUCACCACGAUGAACAUGUUCCCCACUUUCCAUGCUUCGUUGCUCAAAC
Molecule: messenger RNA, 521 nt
Organism: Dichomitus squalens LYAD-421 SS1
Lineage: Eukaryota; Fungi; Basidiomycota; Agaricomycetes; Polyporales; Polyporaceae
Exons: 1
Coding region: 144-473 (109 amino acids)
Source: RefSeq, a predicted model, not a curated record